AUGAAAGCACUUGAAGACAAUUCUUAUGUUAAGGCUCCUUAUCCUCAGAGGUUACAGCAGCAGGGGCAGAAGAAAAAUUUCUCUAAAUUCUUAGAUAUUUUUAAGAAGCUGCACAUCAAUAUCCCCUUUGCGGAAGCUUUAGAGCAAAUGCCAUCAUAUGCUAAGUUUCUAAAAGAGAUCCUAACCAAGAAGCGAAAGCUCGCAGUAGAAGGAUCCACUAUCUUGACAGAGCAGUGUGCCAGCAACAACGUAAUGCGAUUAUCUAUGAUGAAGAAGUUGGGAAUCACAGAAGUGAAGCUGAUCAAUAUGAUUAUGCAACUAGCUGACCGCUCCACCAAGCAAGCAUAUGGAGUAAUAGAGGACAUACUUGUUAUGGUGGACAAGUUCAUCUUCCCGAUGGACUUUGUUAUCUUGGAUAUAGAGGAGGACGCUAUUGUUCCCAUGAUCUUUGGGAGACCUUUCUUAGCAACCUCUGGAGCGUUAAUUGAUGUGAAUUGA
This is a messenger RNA of Gastrolobium bilobum, 498 nucleotides long. RefSeq lists its product as uncharacterized. NCBI's taxonomy places the organism in Eukaryota, Viridiplantae, Streptophyta, Magnoliopsida, Fabales, Fabaceae. The record is from RefSeq and is a predicted model, not a curated record. The coding region runs from base 1 to 498 and encodes 165 amino acids. The transcript has 2 exons.